AAAAUGAAUAUGAAUAUUCUACCAAAAAAAAAAAAAAAAAAAAAUGAAUAUGAAUGUGGUUCAGAAGAAUCAAACACGUCCUCAUAGACAAAAUUAUAAUAUCAUCGUUGCCAAACACAACAACUGAGAAUGGUUUUCUUGAGCUGGGUUCGCCCCACUGCCCAAGACCAAAAAAAUUGCAUAAACAAGUCGGGUACUUUGAAUUAUGAUGAUAAAUAUAAAGGAGCUUCUGCUAAAUCCUUGUCUUCCCUUAAAGAAGAUAAAGGGUUACCGAAUGAUGGUUUUUUACUCAAUAAUGCGCGAGUUCUGGUGGGUUCCGGUGUUGAGACUUUUGAAAAGGGCAAGAGUGCUCUUCGAAGUUGGAGGCAUUUUGGAAUGAAUUGGGCAUUUGUUGAUCCAAAAACACCGGUCGAACAAGGAGCAAAGUUUUGUGUUUGUGUCAAAGAGUUCCUUCCCUGGCUUAUGAUGCCACUUCAGGUUGUGUAUGUAAAUGAAACCAGCACUACCAAAAACCGUGGGGCCUCCUUUGGGUUUGGAAGUGGAACUCUUCAGGGUCACUUACUGGCCGGAGAAGAACGCUUUUCAGUUGAGAUUGAUGAAAACAAUCAAGUUUGGUAUGAAAUACUUUCUUUCUCAAAGCCUGCCCAUGUUUUAUCAUUUGUUGGGUAUCCAUAUGUGAUGCUUAGGCAAAAAUACUUUGCGCAUGAAUCCGCCAAGGUAAUGCUGAAACACAUUAAUUCAUCAAAAUCCUAAUGUAAAUAUAUGACAUUGUUGCCUUCUAUUCCCUUUUGUAAAUUAUUUCUCUGAUAUCUUCUAUCUGUAAACUUUCUAUGUUCUUUUGUUACAUACUCUGAUAGAUGCAAUUCAUUUAUUAUCAUUUUGCCUUUCCCUUA
Medicago truncatula (barrel medic) is the source of this 893-nucleotide messenger RNA. RefSeq names its product UPF0548 protein At2g17695. The record is from RefSeq and is a predicted model, not a curated record. Bases 130 to 753 code for a protein of 207 amino acids. Lineage: Eukaryota; Viridiplantae; Streptophyta; Magnoliopsida; Fabales; Fabaceae. The transcript has 5 exons.